Molecule: messenger RNA, 8680 nt
Organism: Phaethon lepturus (White-tailed tropicbird)
Lineage: Eukaryota; Metazoa; Chordata; Aves; Phaethontiformes; Phaethontidae
Gene: ABCA13
Product: ATP-binding cassette, sub-family A (ABC1), member 13
Exons: 34
Biological process (GO): lipid transport; transmembrane transport
Cellular component (GO): intracellular membrane-bounded organelle; membrane
Molecular function (GO): ABC-type transporter activity; lipid carrier activity
Source: RefSeq, a predicted model, not a curated record
GUCCUGUCUCUCACUGAAAUACUCUGGCCAUGUGUGCUUUUCUUGAUUCUGGCUGUAAUCCGCUUCCAGGAGCCCCCAAAAUACAAGGAAAACUGCUACUUAGAAGCUCGGGAUUUACCAAGUGGGGGCCUUUAUCCUUUCAUGCGGACUCUUCUCUGUAAUGUUGGUUCAAGAUGCAAGAAUACUAGUUAUACAACACAGAAAAACAACCGCUUACGUACUGCAGGCAUCCAGAGUGGUCCGGAGAGAUUCACAGGACCUGAUCUAGAUUUCAUGAAAGAGAUAGAAGAACUUGCAAAGGGAUUUAUUGAGACCACAGAGAAAGCCAUGGCUUUAGAAAAGCUAUGGGAGGAAAGCUCAAAGUUCUCAGGGCUCCAUAACAUCACAACUUUUCUUACUAUGGAUUUGAAUGAAGCAGAAGAAAUGAUUUCUAGAGCAGAAAACCUGUACAAGCAACCGUAUUUCUGGAACCUUCUACAUUCACUCCCUCGCCUUGAAUUGAACAGCUUUUAUGCAGAAGAUGGGUUAGCUGCCAUAGCACAGUUUCUAAAAGUCAUUCAAAAUACCUUAGCAUCAUUGAAGGAUUUAGCUAUGAUGCCAUUGGGCCAGAGUUUCUAUGAAGUGGUGAAAAUAACACUGAAUUUAACUGCUGCAUCAGUACAGGAUAGAAUCUUAGAAGGUUUUCAGUAUAAUCUUUCUCUCGGAGAUGUUUUGUGGAAUCCACAUGCUGUGAGAGCAGAACUUGAAUCCAGGUUUGGUUUUGAUGCUCUUCAUGUUGAGAAGCUGCUAAGGUAUACAGCACAAUUAACAAAGAUUCCCACAGGAGAGACACUGGAGCAGUUUGUGUGCUCUGCUCUGUCAAGUGUGCCAGAAGAUGAAGCAAACAAAGAGAAUAAUGAAGAUGACUGUAUUUCUGCAUGGCAUGAGGCCAAACUGUAUCUUGUUCAUGCUGUCAGCAAGCUCAGACUCUAUGCACAGGACAAGUGCAACAACAAGCUUGUAAAGAUUGACUGUGUUUUUAAUUUCGGAAUCCUGCAUCUGGAGAGAAUGCAGUCUGUACUUCAGGAUGUACCGCAGUGGCCUGUUACGAAGAGGUUGCUUCUGGUAGAUGGAGCUAUAAGGAACGUAAUAGCACAGUAUUUAUACUUCACUGAAGAAGCUUUACUUAGCCUGGAAAAACUGAUUCCCUUUGCCCAAAGAGAUGGAUUCAUUCAUCUAGACAUCAGAAAGCUGUUUGUGGAGCUAAAAAAGAUGUUGAUGAGCAAUGCUUCCUAUAUAUGCCAUGAUGUGCUUAAAACAUUUGAGAAGACCCUGAGACUUCCACAGGGCUCAGAUGACAUUGACAUUUUAGCAAUAUACAUGUGCUCUGGCAAUGGCUCAGAGGUGACCUUCAAGCUAAGUAACCAGGUCCAGUCACUAAGGGAAUCUGUUUGGCUUCUGCAGAAGGUAACUCAGGGACAACAGAGCCUUCCAGAUUCAAUAAUGGAUGAUUAUUUGGGAUGGCAAGAAAUAGAAGAGCAGCUAACCAAAAAUUAUGCUUAUUACUGUGAAAUUAAUCAAUUGCUGAGCACAGAAACACCAUCUGAGGAGGAUGUCCAUUUCAGCUCUUGUCAGGAACAGCUGCUCUUCUCACUAAUUAAUAAUACACUUGAAGAAAUUUUGUUUGCUUUUGAGGGAAACCCAUACUGGAAGGAUUUAACAACUUUUGUCAGUUGGAUAUGUCAUGUAGCUCAAUACAUGGAUGAGGAAGCAGGCUCCACGGGAGGUCAGUCAGAUGGACUAGAAUCAUCUCUAUGUUCUAGACAAAAACUCAGUUUGGAGACCAUCCUAGGUCUUUAUUUGGCAUUUCUGAAAGACUUACCAAAUUAUUCCUCACAUAUUUCCUGGGCACGGAUUUUGACACCUUUCAAAGAGUUUUUGAAGAGAGAAGAAAACUUAAGGACUUCUGGUGAAAAGGAAAUGGAUCAUCUUUUUCAUCUUGUAGAAGUCAUAGAAGAAAUCAUAAUGCUUGAUUUCUCGGCUUCUUCAAACCAGUCUUUAAUUGAAAAUGUCUUGAAUAAUACAAUUAUAUGGAUAAAAAAAAUUGCUGAGGCAAAGGAAUCUGCUACUAAUUUCUCACUUGCAGUUUCUGAACUCCAUAAUGAUCUACAAAAGAAUUUCCAGCCUCUUCAGAGAUUCUGGACAAAAGAGAAGACAGAACUUUUCUGGCAUAUAGUGAAUAUUGUGUUUUAUGAACUUGAUUCUAGGCUCUCUCAUUUGAGUCAAGUGGAAGAGGAGGUGAUAUUGAAGACCUUAUAUAGAAUUAUAUUUUCCAUUACAGAAAAUAAAAUCCAUAAUAGAAGUAUGCUGUUGCUCCAAAAUAUCCUGACUGAUUGGCCAGAGUUAAAUAUUGCUGCUUUGAACCACCUAAAACACUUAAGUGAAAACUUCUUAAGGAAUCUCUAUGAUGUCAAAUCAUUGACUGAUGAUCAUGUCAAUGUGUCUUUCAGCACAAUUCAUGGAGUGAGUAAUGCCUCUUUAUUACUCUCAAAUGCAACUUUUAUAUAUAAAGUACAAGAAUUAGGAGAAAUAGUGCAUCAUUUCUUCAAGAACAUCCAAAAAUUAAUCAGUACUAGUGCAGUCUCACUUGUUCCAAUACUUUUCUCUCUGUAUCAGUAUGAUGAUCUGGUCUUAAAUAUUGAGAGCAAUAGCACUCUGUUAACAUUUCUUUAUGAGACUUCAGAAGAUAUUUCAUCUUUUCAAGUAUGGCACGAUUUCCAAGAUAGUGAUCGAGCUUUUGAUUUUCUGUCUGAAACUUUUGAUCUUCUCUGGAACUUCAGCAGUAAGUCUCUCUGUGAAAAGUUACUGAUCAUUUACAAUUACACAGAGUUUCAGGCCAAGUCUCUUGCACAGAAAGGAAAAAAAGAGAUGCAAGUUAUCUAUAGCACUCUGAGCAGUCUUAAAACUUUGCUUAUAGGUGAAGAGUUCCCAACAGCUGCCUUUUGUUAUUUGGAACAGUUCCUUGAUAUCUCCCCAGAAUGCCUGGUAAAUAAUGGGUGCAUUGAUUUUUAUCUAUCAAAUGUUACUUCUGUAGAUCAUUCAGCAGAGGUUUACAGCUUACUUCUGCUUCCAUUGGACAGUAUUCUGUCUAAUAUAACAAAUUUGGGAGAUAAGGUAAGUGUGCCUUAUGCUUUGCGCUGCACUUUUACAUGGCUUCAAACCUGGACAGAGAUUUUUGAAGAAGCAUCCAAAAUCUUAAAUUUGAAUUCAACCUUUUUCAUCUGUCUAAGAAAUGGUUUGACAAAUCUCUCUGAAAGUCUUUUAAAUACAACUCAUGACGAACUGUGCAAUAAUACAGCUAUGGUUAUUGUUGAAGCUACAACAGCAGCAAUGAAACUAUUGAUAAUCAUAUUUGAAGGAGGUGGUGAUUUAAGCGACUGGAAAGAUUUUGAAGCUUUCCUUGCUAAUCUUCAAACUGUAUUUAACAAUGCAGUUGAUGUCACAAGCUUGCUUAAAGGUAACAGUUUAGAAAACGUUUUAGAAAUGAUAGGAGUCAUGAUAACUGAAUUACAGAAAUCUAUACUGAACGUUGUUAAUGGAGAGUUUUUGAAUUCUUGGCUUGAUACAUUCAUCUCGGGAAGAUCCGAGGGAGAAGAUAGGGGUGCUGGUGUAUUUUCCAUUGGAAAUUCCCUUUCUGCUAUUCUCAAGCUCUCCCAAAAGGAACUUGGAAUUAUUCUCACUAAGAUAAAAGACACAACUGCUUUCUUCAAAGCAAAAACUUUAAAAUUUAUUCUCCCUGAAUUUUAUGUAAAAGAUGACAUUAGGGUUCUUGACUUUAUUUUUACACUUUUAAAUAACUCUGGAGGGCAAAUGCAAAUGGCUGUCAAUGAUUUAGUGGGGGACUCAUGGUAUACCUCAAAUAAGACCCAUUUUAGUCAGUCAAUCCAUGGAUUUAACAGGACUUUCAGGAUGUUCCUUAAUCCUUUUCGUCAUGUUCAGCUUUCAUCAGUAGAACUUUUGGCAGAAAUUCAAACUUUUCUGAAGAAUAAAACUUUUGAAAUCCAAGAAAACAGCUCCUCUCAUUUGGACAUUGAGAUUGAACAUUUCUUGCAUGGGAAAAAUACCAGUUUGCUGAUAGAAUUCUUUCAAUAUGUGAUUAGCAAACUUGACCCAAACUUGCAGGGUGAACACAAAACAUUUCUCCAGAAACUGAUAGAAACAGCAGCUCUGAAUAUUGAACUGGUAAGGAAGGUACAUGAAAAUUUUAAGUCUUCUAGUUUUAUUGGCUUUCCAUUAAGAGAUGAUAAAGAGUUUCUAAAGCAUACGGUAGACUUGGUGCAAAAUAUGAGGAACAUGGAUGUUGAGUUCUUGAUAAGUCAAUUCAAACAAGUCCAGAGGAGCCUAGAUAAUUUCUUUAAAAAUAUCAAACCUUUGUGUAUUGAUAACUCUGAGUUAGAAAUGUUAACUGACUGGUGGAAUGCAUUUGAGAACAAUUCGUGUAAACGGAACCUGACUGGGUUGUGGCAAAUAACAAGACUCUUUGAACACAAUGAACUCUAUGAUGUAGAAGAGAUGUUCCACCUCCUCCUUGAUGUCAUCAGCCUUUCAGAAAGAUUAGCUCAUGGAAACAUCACAGAAGCACUAAGUGAAGUAUAUACUUUCAUAUUGACUCAGGAAGCAAAAAUGCCAAUGUUUACUGAAGAGGAGUUCUCCAAUCAAGUAGAAAGUCUUCUAAUGUUAUUGGAGAUGUUGACAGAUACGUCUGACGAACCUGCAGAGGCCUCAAUUUGUUUUUCUACAGCGUUCUGCUGGACUCUCACAACAGCAGCACCUCAGAGUGAUCCCACUUUUAAACCUUGUGACUUUAUGUAUAGCAAUUCUACUCUUAAUUACAAUGCAGUCAUUGAAGUCAUUAAGGAGCUGAAACUCAUCACUCUGGAGGACAGUUCCUCAUGCGGUAUGGAACACUUUCAGAUGGAUAUCGCUCGCAAUCUGACUUGCUUUUUCCAUCAGAUCAGAGAAUGGAACUCUAUUCUUUUGAAGUUUUCUGAGCUCCAUCAUGUGAAUGGUUCAGUUCUCAAAGAGCUGCUAGAUUUUUGGAAUGAGCUAUCCCUCUAUGCUGUGCCACUGCAGGUGAAUAAUACAUACUCAAUCAAUUGUUCCUCCACACCAAAGAGAAAAGUGGCUUUACAAAUUGUAGAAACACUGGGAGGUAUGCCAGUGGGAGAAAUGGAGAUGGCAAAAGAUGUUCUUGAACAACUGGAUGAUCUUUAUGGUGGUCUAAGUUGGAACAGACAUUCAAGAACAUCCCUUAUAAAGACUGUUCUUACUCAUGUUAAGAAUAUGACCAGUGAAAUUUCUGGGGUCCUGGAUACAGAAGCUGUCCUUUCUUUUCUUUCUGUAAUUCAGCCUUUAAUGACGCUGUCUUCUGUUGGAAACCAGACAUAUUCAAUGUUUAUGAUAUUAUCAGCUUUAAAUGGAAACAGUAAUAUAUCUGAUAACUUUGAGAACUUCUUGUUUCCUAUAGUUACAAGCAUAGAAGAUUUACUGGUGAAUUUUAAUGUUAGACACUUACUUGUGGUGAUAGACCAAGAGUUUCAAUUACUGAGGUUAGCCACUGGACAGUCCUCUUCAAUGGCUCAUGAUAUUUUAAUACAGCAGUUUAAUGCAUCAUCUGUAGAAGCUAUGUUAAGAAAUUUUGAAGACAUACAAGAGAUUGUGAACAGCUUUCUAUGCAAGUGUAACAAUAAAAAUUAUACUAAAAUAAUGCAUGCUCUAAUUCUCCUUAUGACUAAUGAAAAUUCUUCAAAUGACCUACUGCUGGUUGUCAAAGACAUUAUUGGCUUUCUGGAACUAUUCCAAAAGAAGUCUAAGGAAGACAACACUGGUAUGUUGUUUGUUGAUGGUCAUCUUGGGAGAGAAAAAUUGAAUAAUACUCAUACCGCUAAUUCAGUUUUGCUAAACAGUCUCCUUCAUGCAAUUGCUGAUCAUGAUGUUAUAGAAGAAGCUCUGCAUAUCAACAAUAUUGAGCUUCAGAUAGUCAAUUUCAUUGACUCAUUUUUUGAUAACGUACUAUACAGAGAAGUUUCUACUCAGUCCCAAAACAGAACUCUGGAGAUCAUGCAAGAGAUCUUGCAAAUGAUAUUUCAGUCUACUACAGAACAUGACAGGAACAAAAUAACUUUACCAAAGGAUUUGCAUAAGGAUAUAAUGGCAGAAAUGAGAGCAUCUGAAAUCUGCAAGAUUCUUCAGAAACAUUUAUACCCCGAUAGUGUCCUACUAUUGCAGAAGUUGCAGUUUACUAUUUUGAAUGUUCUUAAAAUUUUUUCAGAAGAACCAGUUGUCAUUGGCAAUGUUUUCUGUGUUGUUACAAAGUGUAAAGAUGGACUAAUGAGUUACUUAUUCCUCUCUGUCAUUGAAGGAAUCACUCUGCUUCAAGUUCAUUAUCAGGAUAUUGAAAGAAUGUGGUCUGCUUUCAACAAGGGGGAUUGUGAGAGUAUGGCAUAUAUAAACCAAAAACUUUCUAGUACUUUGGAGAGCUUUCCAACAGCCUUGCGGAAUACCAGCAAUGGCAGCUGUGAAUGUCAACUAACAUUGGGGAACAUACAGAGACGACUGCAAAAGAUGGCUGAAAAUUUGGAGCUACAGUUGUCAGAAAAUCCAACGGCAGCUUUUCUCAGCAAUUUUAAUCUUUUGAAUGGUGUGAAAGUCAAAGAGUGUGUGCAGAAUCUUACUCGGCUGAGGCUGGACAUUGGUUCUUCUGUCAAUAUUUCUGAAGAAACUAUCAAUGCCAUCUUGGAAGCCAGUAUCUCCUAUUCAAAGUUUUCUUACAGUGCCUUUGUAGCUUUAACUGGAAGAUGUGAUGAAGAAGUACUUAGCCUGCUGCUAAAGCUACCUGAAAAGACUAAAACUUCCCUGGUAGUCGAAGAAUUAUGUUCUUUACCAGCAUUGGACUUGUAUACCAUGUUUGUACUGAUUAUACAGAAUUUGAACUUACGUCAUAUCAUUUACAAGAUUAAGAUACCAUCUGAGAUAGGCAAUGUACUAAACAUGCUACAGGAUAUGGUUUCUAGCAUCAGCUCUCUUCUCAAUAAAGCCCACCAUGUCAUGGAAAACCUUCCAGUGUUCCUCCAAGGAAUUCAAAAUAUUGGUGUGCUUGACAUCUCUGCAUUGCAGCAGUUCUUGCAAGGUGGGCAGUUCAGAAGUUCAGCUGCUGGAUCCCUGGAGUCUAUAAUCAAGGCAGUGUGUAAAGAAGAAUCUUCAUUUUUCAGCAAUACAAACCUGUUCAUUGACAUGCCCAAAAUCAUGGGACUUUUGGAGGACAAUAUGGCAAAGUAUGGUAUUCCUGAAGACUCAACUCCAUUUUGCUUGAAGCUUUAUCAGGAGAUUUUGCAGUCUUCUAAUGGGGCUUUGCUAUGGACUUUCCUGAAACCUUUAUUACAUGGGAAGAUACUGUACAAUUCAAACAUCAACAUGAUUGACCUGGUGAUGGAGAAGGCUAAUUUCACUUUUGGUUUUGUGGAAAACUUGAAGACUUAUUCUGAGACAUGGCUUAGGGUGUCUGAGGUUUUUAAAACCAGUGGAAAUGUCCUCAAAGUCUCACGACUGCAGGAAGCACUGCAAAGCGAUUUCAUAAAGCACUUUAUAGAAAGUAAUUUGGAUAUUGACAUGGAAAAACUCUUUAAAAAAAUGCAAGUAUAUGAAACUAUGAUGAACAAGAUGCUUAACAGCUCAGCAAGUAAACAGAUUGACCUGUUGUCACAGCUUGUAGUAAAUAUCUCUUCCUGUGUGUUACUGGACCGUUUCCAGCCUUUUGACUCUAUUGAGAAAUUGGAGACAGCAGCUCAUGAGCUCAUGCACCAAAAUAAUUUUUUGAAUCAAUUAAUUGUACAAAACAGUUUAAAAGACAAGAAUACACAGGUUUCUAGCAAUCUCCUUCCACGACACAUUUCAUAUACAAUUAGAACCAGCGUUCUCUACAGCAUGAGAACAGAUUUGAUUAAGAACCCGGUGUGGAAAUCCCAUCCCCAGAAGUUGCCAGCUGAUGGGUUUAAAUACAACCAUAUCUUUAUUCCUCUUCAAGACAUGAUUGAAAGGGCAAUUAUUUCAGUACAGACUGGGACAGAUACUUCAGAGCCAACCAUCCAGGUGCAAGCCAUGCCUUACCCAUGUCAUACCAGUGAUCUGUUCUUGAACAAUAUAGGUUUUUUUUUUCCACUUAUGAUGAUGUUAACAUGGAUGGUUUCAGUUGCUGGCAUGGUUCGCAAGCUGGUUUAUGAAAGAGAAAUUCAUCUUGAAGAGUAUAUGAAGACAAUGGGUGUACAUCCAGCCAUUCAUUUCUUUGCUUGGUUUCUGGAGAAUGUCAUUGUACUCACAAUAAGCAGCUGUGCUCUUGCCAUCAUUUUAAAAGCAAGUGGUAUCUUUGCUUAUAGCAACGGCUUCCUCAUCUUCCUUUUUCUCCUGGAUUUUGGCAUUACAGUUGUUAUGUUAAGCUACUUUUUGGGAGUGUUUUUCAGCAGUGCCAAUACAGGAGCUCUGUUUGCCAGCCUUGUGUAUAUGAUCAGUUUUUUACCCUACAUAGUUUUGUUGGUCUUGCAGAACCAGUUGAGUUUCACCAACCAGAUUAUAAUGUGUCUUCUGUCUACAACUGCCUUUGGGCAAGGAGUAUUUUUUAUUACAUUCUUUGAAGGCCAAGAAAUAG